Messenger RNA from Centropristis striata (black sea bass), 2010 nucleotides. It is a transcript of the gene f2, whose product is annotated as coagulation factor II (thrombin). Bases 88 to 1953 code for a protein of 621 amino acids. NCBI's taxonomy places the organism in Eukaryota, Metazoa, Chordata, Actinopteri, Perciformes, Serranidae. Gene Ontology annotation, cellular component: extracellular region. The record is from RefSeq and is a predicted model, not a curated record. Gene Ontology annotation, biological process: proteolysis; platelet activation; positive regulation of blood coagulation. The transcript has 15 exons. Gene Ontology annotation, molecular function: calcium ion binding; serine-type endopeptidase activity.
AGAAACAGAGACGGGGACAGACACACAGACUGCACAUAGACUCUGCUGGACCUGGACCUGCAUCUGAGGUUCUGAAGGUUCUGGAUCAUGGUGGACCCAACACUGAAACCAGCUUCUGUUCUCCUGCUGGUUCUGCUGCAUGGCUGCCUGGCAGAACACGUUUUCCUCGGAAGCCAGCAGGCGGCGCAAGUGCUGCACAGGAGCCGUCGAGCCAAUCAGCUGUUUGAGGAGGUGAAACCAGGAAACCUGGAGAGAGAGUGUGUGGAAGAAAUCUGUGACCAUGAAGAAGCAAGAGAAGUGUUCGAACAAGCGGAUAAAACAGCAAACUUCUGGGCAAAGUAUCUCGACUGUCAAGGAACUCAGGCGAAGAGAACACAAGACAACAUCAAUAAAGUCAGAGAGUGUAUAGAAGGUCAGUGUGUUUUUGGUUCGAGUGUGAACUAUGCAGGUGACGUCAACAUCACACAAUCAGGAAGACAGUGUCAAUACUGGAGUUCCAGCUUCCCACAUCCCAUAAUGAGGGAGUUCAACGCUUCAGAACCAGGCAGCGUCCUUCAGGAGAACUUCUGUAGAAACCCAGACAACCGUCCGGAGGGGCCAUGGUGUUUCACCAGAGACCCGAUGGUCCCGAAAGAAACCUGCAGGGUCCCGACAUGUGGUGAGGCCUUUGUUCCGUCCACUCUGGCCCCUGAACCAAACAAAACCGGCGACUGUAUGCGAAAAUAUGGCAUUGACUACGUUGGUGAUCUGGCAGUCACAUUGGGAGGACACACCUGUCUGCAGUGGUCAUCACCGGAGGCGAAGGCCCUCAGUGUGGACAAGGAGUUCAUCCCUGAGGUCCUUCUGCCGGGCAACAAGUGCCGUAACCCCGACAAUGACCCCGAGGGACCCUGGUGCUACGUGGCGGUCGACGGUAACGUGACUGUCGACUACUGCGACCUGCAGCUCUGUGAGGACUCAUUGACCGAGGAGUAUCUGACCGGAGAUCCGGAAGGUCAGGAGCGAUCCGUCUUGAAACCUGCAAAGAAAACGUUUUUCAACCCUCGAACCUUCGGAACAGGAGAGAGCGAAUGUGGAAUGCGCCCCCUGUUUGAAAAGCAGGCAAGAAAGGACUCAAAGGAGAACGAGCUGCUGGAGUCCUAUGUACAAGGACGCAUCGUUGGAGGUGAUGAAGCCGAGAAGGCCUCUGCGCCAUGGCAGGUGAUGCUGUAUAAGCGCAGCCCACAGGAGCUGCUGUGUGGAGCCAGUCUGAUCAGCGACCAGUGGAUCCUCACUGCAGCUCACUGCAUCCUCUACCCGCCCUGGAACAAGAACUUCACGUCCAAGGACAUCCUGGUCCGACUGGGAAAACACAACAGGGCCAAGUUUGAGCGUGGCACUGAGAAGAUCGUGGCCAUCAGUGAUAUUAUCGUCCACCCAAAGUACAACUGGAGGACAAAUCUGAACCGUGACAUCGCUCUGCUGCAUCUGAGACGACCGGUCACCUUUACCGACGAGAUCCACCCGGUCUGCCUGCCCACCAGGAAGGUCGCCAUGACUCUGAUGACUCAAGGCUUUAAGGGUCGAGUGACCGGUUGGGGGAACCUGGGGGAAACCUGGAGCCCCUCAGCAAGAAAUUUACCCACAGUUCUCCAGCAAAUCCACCUGCCAAUUGUGGACCAGUCCAUCUGCCGCAGGUCCACAUCAGUCAAGAUCACUGACAACAUGUUCUGUGCUGGUUAUAAACCAGAGGAUGCCCAACGUGGAGAUGCCUGUGAGGGAGACAGCGGUGGACCGUUUGUGAUGAAGUACCCGGCAGAGGAUCGCUGGUAUCAGAUGGGCAUCGUGUCGUGGGGUGAAGGCUGCGACCGAGAUGGAAAGUAUGGCUUCUACACUCACCUGUUCAGGAUGAGCAGGUGGAUGAAGAAAGUGAUCUCCAAUACGGGAAAUGACGACAAUAAUGACGACGAAUAGACACAUUUCCUGUUCUGCCUAUUGAGCAAGAGAAUGCUAAUAAAGUUUGUUUCUGAA